Owenia fusiformis is the source of this 2069-nucleotide messenger RNA. The record is from the annotation of a GenBank genome assembly. NCBI's taxonomy places the organism in Eukaryota, Metazoa, Annelida, Polychaeta, Sabellida, Oweniidae.
CAAUGAAGAUUUGGAUAACAUUUCUCGAGGACACCAAUGACUGGUCGUGACAUAGGAUAUAGUAUGGAAUAGAUACAUGUCUACAGUAAUUCCUGAUCGAUAAACAUUGGUCAAGUUUACAAUCUAAUUAAUUACCAACACUGCUCUUGUAAUGGCUGGUACCACGUGACGUGACAUGAAGAGAUACCUCGAUGCCAAAUAUUAUAUAGGAUUAAUUACGUUUUAUAUUUAUUUGAAUUUGAGUGAUAGAUUGCAGUCAAAUAAAGACUAAGCUAUCAUAAACAACAAAACCGGAUGCAAACACAGACAGAAUUCAAUAUCAAUUGUAAAACAAAUGCUAAGCCAAGUGAGCUUAACUCAUUAUAAUGACUAUUAUUAUAGUAUUGUCUUAUACACGGUGUUAUAAUAUAACACCCGAAAACAAUAAAGCCUACAGCUGUGAGAACGUUAUCUAGCAUUCUUUAUGAAACAUAUUUUUUAUGAAACAAUUAGAAAUGAGAGUUCACUUGCUAUAAAAAUUGCAAAGAUGCAUAUUAAUAUUGUUUUAAUAUUGGGGAUUCUGAAAGAUGGGAAACUCAAAAUAGCAUCAUAAAUAUCAUACUUCAGAUUAUUCUGAAUUGCAUUGGAUUACAUGGUUUUAAUUAAAGGAUACAGAACAAUAUAGAACGCUAAUUGCAUGGAUAACAUUCCAGGUAAUGCGACGUUCGUGCAUAACGGUGCAGACAUGGAUAAACCGCCCAUAGGAAACCUCAGCGAUAUAGCCGAAGUUAUCAUUGACGGUGAAACUAGUUUGGAUGAUAAUAUGCCUAUCAAGACCGUUCUACCGUUACUGGGUCAAGUUGCGACAAAAAUGGAUCUAUAUUACAAACCUGUGAUCACGUUAAUAGGGCUGAUAUCCAAUGCAUUCAUGGUUAUUACAUUAAAUACCCCUGAACUGAGGACACUAUCGAUAGCUUCGUAUUACGUAGCACUUGGAGUCUCGGAUAUCAUUUACCUAGCCGCAUCCUUUCUUAUCUGGUUCCAUAAAGUCGGGGUAAAUGUUUUACAUGUCAAUGGUUUGUGUCAGGUAUUGAUGUAUUUGACAUACACGAGUAAUUUCAUCUCGACGUGGCUAUUGCUGAGUCCAGUCAUAGAAAGAGUGGCGCUACUGUGUAAUGUGAACUGUGAUGUUAAGAAACCGAGUGCCGUGAUAGGGUUCGUCAUUAGCCUCGCCGUGUUGUUCUACACGUACAUUCUCUGGACGCUCGGUGUCUAUAAAGGACCUAUGGGCACUGUGUGUGCACCAAAAGAACAAUACAGAGACCUUACAGAUACAUUAUUCAAGAUCGACUCUAUCGCCAAUUCAUUGAUUCCAGUUGUUAUCACAGUCCUGUGUGUCUCGAUACUCUUAUCGGCUACUUUUUCCCGGACGUAUAGACGCUAUAGUCGCCAUAGACGCUUAAGUCAUUGUCGACGGGAUGACAACCAAAAAGGAAGACCUGGCGUUUUACCUUUGAACACAGAAGAUCAAGAUUCUCAAUACAUGUUGAUAUUUGUUCUUGUAAUCACAAUAUCGUCAUACAUAUUGACGCUUCCAGCGGCCGUUGAGCGCCUCAAGUUCUUGUUCAGGGGUUCCGCUGGGCAAAAGGCAAUCACCAUUUAUGAUAUAUGGAGAAAUGCGAUUUUUAUAUGUAUUCAACUGACCAGUUUCAGUACGAAACUUCUAGUCUGUAUGUUUUUCAGUAAAUUAAGACGCAUUUUAUAUCAGAACAUUAGACGAUGUUUCAAAAGAGAGGACAAUGAUUUGGGACCAACUUCGACUGAAGAACUUGCUCGUAUCACAAUCCCGAACUUGCCAACACCAACUUAGCUCAGAUAUUUGUUUGCUUUGUACAUGUUAAUAAAAUUCUAAAUAAAAUGGAAUUAUAUUGUCCAUUGAUCAGCGAAUGUACGAGGGGUGAUCUAUAAGUAAUGGGCGCUUUUUUACACGGAUGUUUUUUAUGGACCUGUCUCUUUGAUUUUUUCACCAGUGAUACAUCAUUCAGUUAUCUAUCAACUCUGAAGAUUCGAAGACCAAAUAUGUAAUGCGU